GGAUAAUUUUGUGAUUUUGCGAGAUAUUAGCUGAGACUGGCUUUAUGAUCAGUUGGAAGGGAGAGAGCGUCCACCAAAGCUGCGCCAGAGAAUAUAGGGAACUGUAAAAAUGAAGGGCUUCUUCUUCCUCCUGGUCUGUCUGCCUGCCACCUUUGCCGGCAUGGCCUUCCCCGUGGGAACAGAGAGGGACGUCCAGGACAUCUUCAGAGACGUGAAUCCUUCUAUCCGAUGGGACAGCACGAACUUCUUGGUGGAUGAAGCCGGUCCGUAUGCGGACUGCAGCUACGUGGGCACCCGCGGUCUAAUCUCCCUAACCAAGCUGACGGACAAGUACCUCCAGGCUCACGGGGUCAUGGAGAGCGUGGCGGGGCUGACUGAUGACACAAGAAUGACCGGCCGAACACUCUCUGGGGCCCGCAAAGACAUAAUCACUAUCACCAAGUCGUGGGUUCGAAAAUCUCCAUUCUUUGAACAGAUCAAAGAAGCACACAAGUUUGGGUGCAGUGUCCUACCCAGUUGCGGAGACAGGACUGUCGUCACAUGCAUCUUUACUCCCGCAUAUCAAGGUCAGGGUGACCAAGGCGGCCAAAAUGGCGGCGGCGUAAACUCAGGAGCUGUGGCCUUCACUGGGGAACAGUACAUACUCACCGAGGGAAUGUUCCAGAAGCAAAAUAGAGUCACGAAAUGGGACAGGUCAUACUUCCUCGAGAAUCUCUCAGGCACGGAAACAUCUUGUGCCAUGAUCGGCAGGCGACAAUGGAACUACCAGAAAGCCCAAAAAACCGCCCGCAAAUACAAGAAGGGAUCCAUUGGUUUGUUGUUCGGGUGGGCGAAUAGGUCUGGCAACACUGACAGGGACGUGGAAAAUAUAACUGGCCAAUGGCUUAGGACAGACGAGGGUCGAAAGCAGAUUUCCCGUGCCAAGAAUGUUGGUUGCAGCUUGAUUCAGGAGUGUGGUAACGGACAGACUGUCGUGUCGUGCAUCGUCACACCAGGGGCAUAGAUACUCAUCAAAAUUCUUCAAGACAGAAAAUUUGAUAUAUCCAGUUACGAUCACAUAACGCGGUAACGAAUCCCGAGGCGUGGCGAAUUCCAAGACACGCCGACGUUCGACAUACAUCUGUAACACAGUUUCUCCUGUAUCAUACUCAUGUUGUAGUUAAUAAAAACACGAAUACAAAUUCAAAAAGUUUA
This is a messenger RNA of Lineus longissimus, 1194 nucleotides long. RefSeq lists its product as uncharacterized. The transcript has 8 exons. The coding region runs from base 110 to 1003 and encodes 297 amino acids. The record is from RefSeq and is a predicted model, not a curated record. NCBI's taxonomy places the organism in Eukaryota, Metazoa, Nemertea, Pilidiophora, Heteronemertea, Lineidae.